UUAAAAUGUUAGACGACCCACGGUAGUCUCAACCCGACUGCUGGACAAAGAUUGGGUGCCGGCGGGGCGGUAUAAUCAGGCGUAAAUGGAGAAGGUUUUUCCGAAGCUGCAAGACGAACCAUGGAGAGUCCUCGAGUUCUACAGCGGCAUUGGUGGCAUGAGGUACUCGCUACUGAGUGCUGGCAUCCAUGCGAAAGUGGUACAAGCUUUUGAUAUUAACGACAAAGCAAACGAUGUAUACGAACACAAUUUCGGUGAUCGUCCAUACCAGGGUAACAUUGAAAGUCUGACUGCUGCUGAUAUCGACAGCUACCAAGCUCAUGUUUGGCUUCUUUCACCUCCUUGCCAACCAUAUACUAGACAAGGUCUACAAAAGCAAUCUGGCGAUGCUCGGGCAUUUUCAUUCCUCAAAAUUCUUGAGUUGAUGGUAGAAGCAUCGAGGCCACCAGUAAUGUUAUUCAUGGAAAACGUUGUCGGCUUUGAGACAUCUGACACACAUACAAAAAUGAUUGAGAUAUUGGAAAAGACUGGUUUUUCUACACAAGAGUUUAUUUUAAGCCCAAUGCAAUUCGGUGUCCCAUAUUCCAGACCGCGGUACUUCUGUCUGGCCAAAAGGAAGCCUUUAUUCUUUGAGAAGGAAUUAUAUAAUAAUCAACUUCUUUGGUCUCCAAACCCAUUACUUGAUAGUGAUGCUAACUUAGAAAGCAUUGAAACUCAUGGAUCCCAAGCAACUUCUGAUAAGUUAUUGCUCUCUUGCGAGCCAAUAUGUAGGUUUCUUGACCAUUCCAACCAUCAGGAGUUAAGUUUUUAUGAUGCCAGUAGUAUUCAAAGUGAGGUUGCAUUGGAGAAAAACAAGGAUGCCGAUGAGCAAGUUAUUGAACCUUUUAAUCAAUAUCUCGUCCCAUCCAGUUUGAUAGACAGAUGGGGCAGUGCUAUGGAUAUUGUAUAUCCUGAUUCAAGGCGAUGCUGCUGUUUCACAAAAAGCUACUACCGAUAUGUUAAGGGCACAGGCUCGCUUUUGGCACCUUUUGAGACUGAAGGGAUGGGCAAGGCUCAUUCUCUUAAAGAGCAGAAGCUCAGAUAUUUUACUCCUAGAGAGGUUGCUAACUUGCAUUCCUUUCCGGAAGAUUUUCAAUUUCCCCAACACAUCGGUCUUAGACAACGGAAACAAACAGUUAACUACCAGAUUUCUGAUGGCUUUGACAAUUCAUCACUCAUCAGCUGGGUUAGAUUUCAUGAGAUGAAAAUUCAAGUCAUUAGAAAUUACGCACUACUAGGGAACAGUUUGAGCAUUGCCGUUGUUGCUCCCUUGCUCAGAUAUCUCUUUACUGAGCCAUCUUGACCAAGAGAGCGAUUGGAUGUCAAUACUCUAUUCAAUCUUCUACUAAAUUUUGUAUUAAAAGAAUCCAUUUUUAGUUAAUGGAGAGUAAUAUAAUACUUCUUGCUUUGUUCGAAA
Cucumis sativus (cucumber) is the source of this 1456-nucleotide messenger RNA. Its product is annotated as tRNA (cytosine(38)-C(5))-methyltransferase 2. The transcript is spliced from 11 exons. Gene Ontology annotation, molecular function: methyltransferase activity. Bases 86 to 1342 code for a protein of 418 amino acids. NCBI's taxonomy places the organism in Eukaryota, Viridiplantae, Streptophyta, Magnoliopsida, Cucurbitales, Cucurbitaceae. The record is from RefSeq and is a predicted model, not a curated record.